CGCAACCGGAGAUCUGAUUAUUAUUCGCCGGUCAGCGGUCACCGUGAUUCUUUGGCCCCAUCUCAUUUCCGCCUUCUUCAUCAAGCAAAAUCUUCAUCAAAAUGGAGCCCGCGACCCGCCUGAAGCUGCACCUCCGAUUUCCCUCCGCCGCGUAAACCUAGAAAUGUCAUCCAAUUAGCCGAUUUUCCUAUUUCAUUUGGUCGUCUCGUCGCCGAAAGUGGUUUAUUGAAAAGUCGGAAUGGUGCUGCCAUUGCUAAAGCUCGGGACCUUGGCCGUCAAGACGCUCAGCAAGCCGCUGGCCAGUAAGCUCAAGCAGCAGGCUGCUUACCACCCUAAGUUCCGCCAGAUCAUCGUCAGCAUGGCGCAGUUUAAUCACCGAAUCUCGACGAGGAUGCAACGGCGGAUCUACAGCCACGCCACUGAAGCAGAGAUUCGGCCGCUGAACGAGGAGAAAGCCGUCCAGGCCGCCGUCGAUCUCAUCGGCGAGUUAUUCGUUUUCACGGUAGCAGGUGUUGUUGUUGUAUUUGAGGUACAGAGAAGUGCUAAAUCAGAGGCUCGAAAAGAAGCAGCAAGAUUGCAAGUACUAGAGGCAAUGAGACAGAGAGAUGAAGACUUGGCAAAAGAAGUGGAGUCCCUGAAACGAAAGAUGGAUGAAAUCGAGCAACUUGCCAGAAGUAGAGGACUCAGCGGCAUUUUUCACUUGAAACACUCGAGUAACGAACAGGAGAAAACAACCAAACCAGCUUAAUACAGUGCAAAGAAAGCUUCUUCCUUUUUAUUCUUUGAGAUUCUCUGCAGAGAGUCAUACAAUGAGACGCAUCAAUGUGGUAGUUUUGGUUCUCCCCUGCAAAUCAUAAACCGUGGCUGGAAUAAUUGAUGCCUUCAUUCCCUGAGAUAAGAUAUGAAUGAUUUUGGAUGCGCAUUAUGAAACAGGUGGUUGGAAAAUUGACUUGUAAAAAGAGCAGAAUGUCAGUAUUAGAUUGAUGGAUGCUUUCUUUCUUGCUAAGUAUUUUUUCUUUUUCUUUUAAACUGAACUUCAAACAAUUAACAAUUCAUCUAUCAAAUUUAAAGCCCAGUGAGGCCCACAGUUCAGCCCGUCUAUCUCAAACUAUCAAGCCCAGUCUGCUGUGAAGUUUCUACAGCCAAAGGAUCGAGAUUGGAUAACUAAAAACAAAGAUAAUCAACACAGCUACAGGAAAUGAGACAGUAAAGAUUUUGCAGAAAAACACCAUCAUGACUCCUAUACAUCAUCAGCAGGUUUCAUUUACAGCAAUCAUCAACAUGUUCGGAACUAGUAAAGAAUUCAAUAUCAGAUCACAGGAUCAAGUUCCCCGGCCGGGUUGCUCAACUAGUAAAGAAUACAACAUUGCAGCAGACCGUCUCACCAUCUGCAACGUCCCUCCUAAUCAAUCUGGCAUCCC
Linum tenue is the source of this 1421-nucleotide messenger RNA. The record is from the annotation of a GenBank genome assembly. Lineage: Eukaryota; Viridiplantae; Streptophyta; Magnoliopsida; Malpighiales; Linaceae.